AUGUCUCGACAAAGCGUUCCUUUAGGGAUAGAAGCUUGUCGGAGAGAUAGCAUUCAUUAUGAGAUGAUGCGAAAGCGAUAUCACAACGGCUUCAUUCCAAAUCGAUACCCCGCCGAGAUUCUCAUCCCGUCUUGUGUUGAGGAUGUUGCGGCAGCCAUGAAGAAAGCUUCACAAGCAGGUACGAAAGUUGGCGUCCGUUCAGGAGGGCAUCAAUGGACCGCGUCAGGUAUGCUCCAAGAUGGCAUUCUUCUGGACAUGCAGAACGUCAAUCACGAAAUCAUCUAUGAUGCCAGUACAGAAACAAUCACAUUUGGCCCGAGCUGCAAUGGCCUCGAGAUGUCGAAGGCGAUGCUUGAUAUCGGUCGGUUCUUCCCUCAUGGCCAUACGGGCACUGUGUCACUGGGUGGUUUUCUGGCCGCGGGUGGUCAGGGCUGGUUUUUCCGUGGUUGGGGCCUGACUUGCGAGUCCUGGAUCCUCCAGAUCGAAGUGGUGACGGCGAAUGGGGACAUCCUGAUCUGUAACGGGGAACAGAAUGCCGACCUCUUCUGGGCCGCACGAGGAAGCGGCCAGGGCUUUUUCGCAGUGGUAACCAAAUACUGGGGUCGGACGAUUCCUGCGCGUCAGCUUUACCAGUCGCAGCUUGUCUUCCAUGGAUCGGAUGGAUUUGAAGAGAUAUUGGACUUCCUGAUGCAGGCGAAUGAUGCAACACCGAAGGAGGGCACCGACACCGCAUUGGUAACUUUCUACCCCGACAAGUACAUCCCAUCCGAUAGGGAAGAUAUAAAAGAUCGCUCAAAACUCGUGAUUGCGCUGGCCGCUACCGCCUAUACUGAUAGUCUUGAGUCAGCCCAGAAGAUGCUUGCCGCAUAUAGCGAAGCGAGGGUGCCUGAGCGCUUGAAGAAGUACCUGGCGGCCGCAGAGAAGACGCGGCAUAUAACGUGGGGAGAUCUGUUCAAGGAUCAAGACGGAAUGGUUCCACUUGACAACGGAGAGAGAUGGCAGUGUGGUAGUAUUUUGACCGAUCCAGCCCGGUCUCGAGCCGAGAUCAUCAAGGCCAUCAAGCCAGCCAUGGUUGAUUUGCCAACCCGGCAGUCCACCGGUUGUUUUGUAUUUGCCGACAUCGGUCCAGACGAGAAGCACCAAGCUGCCAGUCUCCCACAAAAGUACUACGUUGCGAGUAUGGUCUGCUGGAAAGAUACACGAGAGGAUGCCAAGAUGCACCAAUGGCUGGCGCAGGUGAACGACGCCAUGAAGCACGUCGCUCUUGGUGUGUACGUGGCCGACUUCAACCUCCAGUUCCCGGUUAAGAAGGUUAUCUCGGAUUCUGCGUUUGCAAGAUACAGUCAAUUGCGCAAGAAGUGGGACCCGAAAUCACUGUUUCAAGGGUUCAGAGGUUUGAAUUCCGAUGCUGGGGAUAGUUUAUGGGUCGCAAAUCCUCGGUUGUAA
This is a messenger RNA of Drepanopeziza brunnea f. sp. 'multigermtubi' MB_m1, 1446 nucleotides long. The record is from RefSeq and is a predicted model, not a curated record. NCBI's taxonomy places the organism in Eukaryota, Fungi, Ascomycota, Leotiomycetes, Helotiales, Drepanopezizaceae.